AUGGCCUCUCUUCAAGCUUCAUGUACUCUCUUUGCCAAGCCAUCUAAAUCAUUCACCUACCCUCACUUUCAAGUGUCGUGCAAUGCUAAGAAACCGAGUUCUCAAGAUGCUGAAACUUCCCAAGUGAGAAUAGACAGGAGAAAUGUGCUUGUUGGGCUUGGAGGCUUGUACGGUGCAUCCAACCUUGUGUCGAAUCCAUUGGCAUAUGCCGAUCCUGUACAACCUCCCGACUUCAAAAAGUGUGGUAAUGCUUUCGACAUUGGGACAGGGGAUCCUCUUAAAGUUAAUUGUUGCCCUCCAAUCUCCGAUGACAUCAUUGAUUAUGAGCUUCCACCGCCACCACAUAGAUUGCGCAUUAGACAGCCUGCUCAUAUGGUCGGGAAAGAUUACAUAGCCAAGUAUGAAGAAGCCAUUAGGCGUAUGAAGGAACUUGAUAAGACCAAUCCAAAUGAUCCCCGUGGCUUCAAGCAACAAGCUAAUAUUCACUGUGCCUAUUGCAAUGGACCUCAUGACCAAGUAGGGCAUAAGGAUCUAGACUUUCAAGUUCAUGAAUCUUGGCUCUUCUUUCCUUUCCAUAGGUGGUACUUGUAUUUCUAUGAAAGAAUCUUGGGAAAAUUGAUUGAUGACCCACAUUUUGCUCUACCAUAUUGGAACUGGGACCAUCCUAAGGGAAUGACGAUGCCACCCAUUUUUGAUAACCCUUGUUCACCUCUGUACGAUGCAGUGCGGGAUCCAAACAAUAGGGCCUCUGCUGUCGUCGAUUUGAACUACAGGAGCAGUGCACCGACAAAUGAUCUGAGGCAGGUGGACAUCAAUCUCCGGACAAUAAAUAGUGAAAUGAUCACAGGCGUCAACAAUAAUCUUCAGUUCAUGGGAGCUCCUUAUUGCGAUGGAAGCUGUCCCCGACCAGGCAUGGGCACAUUAGAACGUGGUUCUCACACUGCAAUUCACAUAUGGGUUGGAACCAAGGAUAAAACUGGGGAACAUAAAUAUAAUGAGGACCUAGGCAACUUUUACUCAGCAGGUCGAGAUCCACUUUUCUAUUGCCAUCACGCAAAUGUUGAUCGAAUGUGGACUAUAUGGCGAACACUAAGUACCCCAGUCCGUAAGGACAUUACUUCACCGAAUUACUUAAAUGCCCAAUUUCUUUUCUACGAUGAAAAUGCUCGUCUUGUUAGGGUGAAAGUUGCCAACUGUGUGGACCAUAAGAAAAUGGGCUAUAAAUAUCAUUACAUGCCUACUCUAUGGCGUCACUAUAGUCCACCAAAGAAGCAAGCCAAGGCCAGAAUAAUGGAGAAAAUUUCUGAUAUUCCGAAAGUAGCAGCCGUGUUACCUAUAACCCUGAAAAACACUGUUAGGGUUUUGGUUCCCAAGUCCGCCAAGGGAAAAGUAAGUGAGCAACUGGUGAUCGAAGACAUAGAGAAAGACACGACAAAAUUUAUCAAGUUUGAUGUGUUCGUGAAUGACGAAGACGACGACUUGGGAGAAUUGGACAGGGCUGAAUAUGCAGGAACCUUCGCACAAGUGCCGCACAAAACUAAGAACAAGACGAGCAAAUCUUCAAUUUCUUUGGAUUUGACUCAGCUUUAUGACUACGUUGAUGUUACUGAUGAUGAUACCAUAGUGGUGACGAUUGUGCCAAGAUCUAAUGGAGAAGAUAUCACCAUUGGUUGUAUCAAGAUCGUUCCUGUGCCUUCGGAAGAUGAGGUUGAAUCUAAUGAUGAUAAUUAG
Molecule: messenger RNA, 1731 nt
Organism: Fraxinus pennsylvanica
Lineage: Eukaryota; Viridiplantae; Streptophyta; Magnoliopsida; Lamiales; Oleaceae
Source: the annotation of a GenBank genome assembly